AUGGGGACAGGUUGGGCAGAGAAGAUGGCUCGUAAGACAUACAAGGAAAGAGUAAAGUAGAUUAACUUUAUUCAAGGCUAUGAGUAUGUUGGAGAGAUAAUGCCAUUUGUGCAUUUUUAUAAGUUUCUUGCAAAGCGACAAACCACUCAAUUAAGCAAUAAGUUUGAUUAGUUGCAGCUAUACAUUCCUGACACAAUUGUGUAUAAUGAUGCUCAAGAACCUUAUUGGCUAUAUUCUACUUAUGAGGGAUAUGUGCAAAGAGCAACUAAAUUCGAUGAAAGAGAUGUUAUAAAGAAAUUAGGAAAUCCAUUAAGAAUAGAUGAAGUAGUAGCAGUUGUCAAAUCAUAAGACUACGAUGAGAAGACUGGAAAGCCUUAUGGGAACAAAAUAGAGUUACUAAGCACUAGAUACCUAACAGAAAAAGCAAUAUCCUUAAACGGGCAAUAGUCCAAUGACGUAACAGUGAUAUAAAAAUUUGUAAGAAGCAAAGGACCUUACGCUUUUAUUUGUCGUGCUGUUUGGCGAAGGCAUAAACCAGCUUACACUUGGGUUAUAACAAAUAAGGUUAGAUUCAAAGAUUAAGAAUAAUGUCCACAAUUCUAAGAUAGAUAUGUGACUAAGGUCAAUAAUACCCUUCAUUGCUCAUUCGUCAAAGCCAAGGGAGAUAAAAAUUAUGAUCAAAUUGUUUAAAACGCCUAAAAAAUAGCAAUGUUUGUAGAAAGAAAUACUAAUUUAAAAAUGAGUGAACUUGCUGCUGAUUUUAUUAAAGAUCCAGCAGGCAUUUGGUGGCUUGUUGGUAUUAAGGCAUUUAAACUGGAAGAAUCUUACGCAAAGCCUGUAUUCAAAGCAUUUAUGCCUUCUCAUGAUCUAAUGCCCAGUGAUGAUGAAGAGUAGGUAGAGAAUAAGAACAGGAAGUUACAAGAGAAAGCCACAGAAUAUGUUAAGUUGAGAAUAUGCAGGUUCUGCUAAAUAGGUUAUCCUGUGGAGGAAUUAAACUAUAAUCUAACGUUGAAAAUGAUACUGAAGACUGAGAGACUUUUAAUGAAUCUUGGUUAUUUUUAUGAAUGGUUGAACCAUGGCGACGAGUCAAUGUAUGAGGACAUAUCUCUUUACAAGCCAUUCUCAGCUUGCGUAAACUGCUAUGCUAUUUUCAAAGAAGUUGAUGAACUUUAACAAGUGUAAAUCUAGCUCUCAAGAGCACUUGGAAUUCCAGUAAGAGUUGAUAAAGAGAAUAAUGUCAUUUUCAGUGAUGCCUCCAAGAAACAAGCAUCAUCAGGUGAUUUGCUGGUUGCAAUGUUCAAGCAAUAAAAUGAAAGUAAAAAUAUAGUGGAAAAAACCAAGAGUUCUAUUGCUUAGAAGCUUUCAAAUACUCUCUUAAGUGGGAUGUCUAAUCCUGCUUCUCAUAGAAAGCUCAGUGUGACUGCCUCUGAAAAUGACGAUUAAGAAGCAAAAGCAUUACCCACGAAGCAGCUGAAUAGAUUUAAGAUUUUCCUUAUCUUCUAUGACCUGCAUCAAAUACCUCCUGAGUUUUAUGAUAAGUACCCUUAUCUUUAUUUGGAAUAUGAGCUAAUGAGAUAUAAAGGCAAAAUAAAGAUUAAGCCUAAUAAUUAUGAUAGAUAAAAUGAAUAGGUUGGAAUUAAUAAAAAAAUCAAGAUUAAACUCUCUGGUGGAAAAAAUGAUAUCAAAGAAUUAGGAACCGCUUCUUUCUCUCUUAAAGAUUUUAAAAAUGAGCUAGUUACUAGAAAGGGUUUUAAUGUACCGCUUCUAGGAUAAGAUGUAUUUAUUAAAGCUAUUGCUUGCAUUGAUAUGACUCCUCAUUAAGUAAAUGUAACAAGAAUCAAACUAGAAUACUAUAAUGGAAUAUAUGUACCAAAUGAGGACUACUUUGCAUCAGAUUUUCUACUAGAUGAAUGGAUGCCCUUAAUUCCUAAGAAUGAUAAUCCAGGAAGGUAAUCAACUCUAGAUUCUCCAAGAAAUAGUCCGAGAAAUAUGAGAUCCUUAUCCUCAGAUAAUUUGGUUUUCAACAGACUCUCAAUCGUAAAGAGAGAUUUUUCUAUUAGAGAUGAAUAGUAGUCUCCCCUUCCAAGACACUCCUAAAGCUAAUCUGUAUCGAUGAUGUAAACUCCCUAGCAAACCUCAAAUUUGAGAGAGAGAUUUCACAUAAAGCCUUUUUUUAAUAUAAAAGAGAAUGAUAGUAAUAUUGUGAGAAAAAUUUAAAGGCCUUUAACAUCUAAACCCAGAAUAGACAGCGAGAGAUAAAGUAUUUAGUAAAGCUAAAAUAUUCAUGCUAGAUCCUUAUCUUCAAACUAGAAGGCUGACUAAUAAUAUAGUCAGAAUAGAUUAACUUAAGUAAUGAAAUGGAAGAAAUAGGAAGUAGACUCAAUUAUAGAUAACUAAAAAUAAAUUAAAAAGCUUAAAAAGAGCUCAACUGUAGUUAACCUAAAGCAAAUUUAAAAGUAAAAGAGAUAGAUAAUCGAUUAAGUUCGUCUUUAAAACUAAUUUUCUGAGAAUGAGACUCUCCCGCCAAUCGAAACUAGAGCAGGCCUCUAAAAUGAUUUUAGUGUACAAAAUCAACAAUUAUAUAUGACUAAGUAAUAUGAUGGAAUGAGUCGGGGUAGCUUAAUGACUGGAGAUACAUAGAUCUAAACUCAUAGAUAUCCCAAGAUUUAAUCUGAGAGACAUUCUGUAUCAUCUUAACAGACAAAUAUCUAAACCUAUUAAAUAAACAUUGUUAUCGAUAAUGCAUACAUGGGAGAUUAAAACUUUUAAUCAAAUGACUGGCAAGUUUACUAUAAACUAUUCAAUUCUUUGAUAUUCUAAAAACUCAUGAAAUCCUAGAAGUAGGGUACCUCUCAGAUAAAUUUCGGUGGAGCUACUAAGGAGAUAUUACUAGAUGGCAAUCUUUAGCAAAUAGAAACUCUUAUUCGUGAAAACCAUUACUUGCUAUUGAUACUGCAAAAUUAGCAUGAAAAAGGAACUACGUUUGAUUGCAAGAUUGAUUUAAGAGGACUUUUAGUAAGAGACUUAGGGUUUGAUAAUGAAUUCGGAAGUAAAAUUGAUGGAGUAUAUGAGUUGACCAAGAAGACAAGAAGUGUCAACUUAAAUAAAGAUCUUAAUGAAGUAAAUGAGAGUCAGGAUUAGGUUUAAUUCUUGAAAGCCAAAGUUAUUUUGAAAUAAUCUAGAACUAAUAUACACGAUUUUAGUCGCAUGAGUGAUAAAACAAGACUUGAAAUCAGACAAAUAAAUUCAAGUUAGUAGUAGAAUUCUAAGAUCAAUAUCGUGUCAACAAAAUGA
This is a messenger RNA of Stylonychia lemnae, 3294 nucleotides long. Lineage: Eukaryota; Ciliophora; Spirotrichea; Sporadotrichida; Oxytrichidae. The record is from the annotation of a GenBank genome assembly.